AUGCACGACCGCGACGCGCCGAUGAAAGCGCCGCCGCCUCCCGCGCGCAACCCCGCGUACCUCCUCUCGAACUCGAACGCGCGUCCUUCGGUCGGCGGCGCGUCGAGCGCGGGCUCGAAGAGCCAGCAAGGGCGGAGCGUCGCCGCGACGACGUCUCCGGGCGUGCCGGGGCUCGGCCCGGACGACUGGCCGUGUCCCGUCCCCGUGCCGGGGGUGCCCGUCGAUCGAAGCGCGCUGGGCGUGGAGAAGCGCAACGCGAUGAACCGCGCGAACGAGCUCAUGCGCUUGGAUCCGAACGAUCCGAAGUCGCUCGCCGCGCUGAGCAUGAGCGACGUCGACUGCGCGGUGCAGUUCAAGCUGCCUUACGACACCGCGAUGGGGGAAGAACUCUUCAUCGUCGGAUCGCACGACAGGCUCGGCGCGUGGAACCAGAGUCGCAUGCUGAAGAUGCACUGGGGCGACGGCGGGAUCUGGUACGCGGACGUGGAGCUGCCCGCGGGCGGGGUGUUCUUCUAUAAGUACGUGUUGCGGGAUGAGAACGGGAAGUUCACGUGGCAGGACGGCGCGAACAAUCUGCUGGUGCUGCCCGAGGAGUGGGACAUCCCGAAAGAUUCGCGCUUCGUCGUGGACGACAAGUUCGGCGGGACGACGAGGUCCUCGCAGAACAUGCUCGCGACCAAGCUCAUCUCGUGCGAGAAAGAGAUCGUGAACCUGAAGCUCGAGACGAUCAAGGCGAAGGAGAUGACGAAAGCGUCGCUUCAGGAGCUCAUGAUCACGAGGGAGGAGCUCGAGAGCGCGAACGAGAAGCUCACGAUGUACGAGCGGAACGUGCAGACGGUGAUCACGUCCAUGCGUCAGGGGCAGGCCAAGGAGCUCAACAGCAACAAGCACAACGACGACUGA
Messenger RNA from Micromonas pusilla CCMP1545, 903 nucleotides. Its product is annotated as carbohydrate-binding module family 20 protein. The transcript is spliced from 2 exons. The coding region runs from base 1 to 903 and encodes 300 amino acids. Gene Ontology annotation, molecular function: starch binding. Lineage: Eukaryota; Viridiplantae; Chlorophyta; Mamiellophyceae; Mamiellales; Mamiellaceae. The record is from RefSeq and is a predicted model, not a curated record. Gene Ontology annotation, cellular component: membrane.